Messenger RNA from Dromiciops gliroides (monito del monte), 1578 nucleotides. It is a transcript of the gene SLC18A1, whose product is annotated as solute carrier family 18 member A1. Gene Ontology annotation, cellular component: synaptic vesicle membrane; terminal bouton. Gene Ontology annotation, biological process: transmembrane transport; xenobiotic transport; aminergic neurotransmitter loading into synaptic vesicle. Bases 1 to 1578 code for a protein of 525 amino acids. The record is from RefSeq and is a predicted model, not a curated record. Gene Ontology annotation, molecular function: xenobiotic transmembrane transporter activity; serotonin:sodium:chloride symporter activity. Lineage: Eukaryota; Metazoa; Chordata; Mammalia; Microbiotheria; Microbiotheriidae. The transcript is spliced from 16 exons.
AUGUGCUUUAAGGCUCUCUGUACUUCCUGCCGAUGGCUGAAGGAGGGAAGAGAGUCCCGAAAGCUGGUGUUGGUAGUGGUAUUUGUGGCGUUACUUCUGGAUAACAUGUUACUGACUGUGGUGGUGCCCAUCGUACCUACCUUCCUUUAUGCAACUGAAUUCAAAGGUGCUGGUGUAGCUGAGACCUUGCCCUUUGGCAGCAGCACCCCAGGGAUUCUUCACAAUUCGGACUUUUCUUCUAUCUUCUCCUACUUUGAUAAUACAACAAUGGUGGCUGAAGGAAGCAAUCACUCAGAAAAGGAAUGGAUGAAUGGUACUUUUGCCACCCUACCUCCACAAGUCACUGGACCCAGCAUGGCACCUAGGAAUAACUGUCUGCAAGGUACUGAAUUCCUGGAGGAAGAGAACCUACGCGUUGGACUUCUGUUUGCCUCAAAGGCUAUAAUGCAGCUUCUGAUCAACCCCUUUGUGGGGCUCCUUACAAACAGGAUUGGCUAUCACAUCCCCAUGUUUGCCGGCUUUGUCAUCAUGUUUCUCUCUACAGUCAUGUUUGCUUUUUCAGGCACUUACACACUUCUCUUCUUGGCCCGAACCCUUCAAGGCAUUGGAUCCUCUUUUUCAUCAGUUGCAGGACUUGGGAUGCUGGCCAGUGUAUACACAGAUGAUUAUGAGAGAGGGAGUGCUAUGGGCAUUGCCCUGGGUGGUCUGGCUUUGGGGGUGUUAGUGGGGGCUCCCUUUGGAAGCCUGAUGUAUGAAUUUGUUGGCAAACCAGCUCCCUUCCUUAUUCUGGCAUUGCUUGCCCUGAUGGAUGGAGCUCUACAACUCUGCAUUCUACAGCCCUCCAAGAUCCGCCCUGAGAGUUCCAAAGGCACUCCAAUCCUAACUCUUCUGAGAGACCCUUACAUCCUGGUGGCUGCAGGUUCCCUCUGCUUUGCCAACAUGGGAGUGGCCAUACUGGAGCCAACACUGCCUAUAUGGAUGAUGCAGACCAUGUGUUCUCCCAAGUGGCAGUUGGGUCUAGCCUUCCUGCCUGCCAGUGUAUCCUAUCUCAUUGGCACCAACCUCUUUGGGGUCUUGGCCAACAAGAUGGGUCGGUGGCUAUGCUCUCUGAUUGGGAUGUUGGUAGUAGGUACCAGUCUGCUCUGUGUUCCUCUUGCUCAGAAUAUUUUUGGUCUCAUUGGCCCCAAUGGAGGACUAGGCUUUGCUAUUGGCAUGGUGGACUCUUCCAUGAUGCCCAUCAUGGGACACCUGGUGGACCUUCGCCACACAUCUGUGUAUGGGAGUGUCUAUGCCAUCGCUGAUGUGGCUUUCUGUAUGGGAUUUGCUAUUGGUCCAUCUACUGGAGGUGCUAUCGUCCAUACUAUUGGUUUUCCCUGGCUUAUGGUCAUCAUUGGAGUCAUCAACAUUGCCUAUGCCCCACUCUGCUACUACCUUCGAAACCCCCCAGCCAAGGAAGAAAAGAUUGCAAUUUUGAACCAGGAAUGUCCAAUGGAUACUAAGAUCCAUGGAAUGCAGAAGUCCCAAAGGGAGUUUCCCCUGAGUGAGGGCAGUGAAGAGGAAGCAGAAAGUGAGGAAUAG